This is a messenger RNA of Zasmidium cellare ATCC 36951, 2709 nucleotides long. RefSeq lists its product as uncharacterized. The record is from RefSeq and is a predicted model, not a curated record. The transcript has a single exon. NCBI's taxonomy places the organism in Eukaryota, Fungi, Ascomycota, Dothideomycetes, Mycosphaerellales, Mycosphaerellaceae. Bases 1 to 2709 code for a protein of 902 amino acids.
AUGGACAGUCCGCGCCGCAGUCCACGCCCUGAGCUGGACACGGCUCAAGAGCUGCUGCUGCAUCACAAGCCAGCGCUAACCGGUCAUGUGUCACAGCUUGACAGCACUCGUCAGCACCAACAGCACCCUACCUCUCCAUCCGAACCUCCGCCGAACCACCCGUUCAACCUCAACUUUCCAACCUUGGACGUGGACGGCUCUGUGUCUUAUAUCACCGCCCAUCAGACGAGGCGUUACCCUCCUACGCCGCCUGCCGCCCUGAGCUCCCUAGGAGCAAAGUCAAAGAUGGAUCGUGCAGAGACCGCGAGCGAGUCAGAGGGCUCCUUCGCCGAUAGUCAAUACGACAUGCUCGACGACAUGUCCGAGAUCUCGACCGACGAUCAUGAGACAGCAAGCAUCACCUCUAAUAAUGGCGAUGACGGACAACUCACCCCAGACGACGCUGGCAGUGAGGCAGACCCUGAAGAGUCUCUUAUCUCCUUCGAGGACGAGACUCAGUUGCCUACCCCUCCAAGCACGGAAGCAUCAUAUGUCAAUCUACCUACGCAAGCCGAAGACGUUCCCUCGCUUCGCUCUCUGAGCUCGAACCUCCGUCAGAAGCAGAAGGCGGAGAAUGACCUGAUCGACAGCUACAUGUCUGAAGACAUGGAGACUCCACGCCAGUCGACCAUGCCGAGUGCCCAGCCCAGCAGCUGGUACCGAUCGAAGGGUAAAGAGGUUUUUGAUAGACCAAGCAACACUCAAUCGCCAACGAUCCAGGAGGAUGGCACCGAGCCUCGCAACAUCCUCUUCGUAUCAGAGCAUGAUGUACCCCAAUUCGAAAUGGACAAGAUCUGUAUCAAGAUCGACACGAGCAUGAUGUCGACAGAUGAAGUAAGUGCUUCCUCGAAGAGAGUCAUCCGCCUCCCAGCUCCACCCUCUGGUAUUGGCCUGCCGAGUGCCACUGCUGUCUAUGGUCGCGAUAGAAUCUCGGCCACGCUCCAGCACUGUGUUGGUGCAGAAGUUCGCUCGCCCGGCUCUUACAAGCUGCGAGUCAUGGACUUCGACGGCCAGCACAGCUCGUUCUACACCAUCGGGCAAGAUGCGAAGAUAGAUUUGCGGAAGCCCAACGUUGCAGUCUUCUAUGUGGUCAACUCCGAGCCUGAAGGCCGCUACUCGACAUGGCUUGACAACGCAUUCGAUGCCAUUAAGACCUUGAACGUCCCAAUUGUGGCUAUUCUGGGUUCAAACCUCAAUGCUACCGCCAAGCAGUCGUGGUUUGAGCGUUCUCGAGGAUCGAAGCGGCAGACUCAGUUGUAUCUCGGUCUCAUGGACUUCCUCCACAGCGAUAUUACAUCAAUCUCCAAGGCUGAAAAGCGUCUUUCAAAGCGCGAUAUCUUCUCCAAGACUCCCGGAUCGAAGAAGGCUGAUCUGAAGGAGAGACGUGCUGCCGAUGUUAGCUGGUUCAAGCUCUUGUCCAUGUUCCUCGUCGCUGUGGUGCCUUAUCUGCUCAUGCCCUUCAUUCGCUCCAGCUCGGCCCCCGUACUGGACACGGCUAUCCGGCGAGAAGGCUUGAGCGUGGCACUCGAGAAGAUUUCACCUUCGAUUGCCGCUGGAGCCGUGAACAUCGAUCAUCUCCUCCCUGAGCCAGACUCCGCUUGCGUCUCUAGGGGAGGCUUCUUUGGAGACGCUCGAAAUGGUCCCAUCUGCAACCAGCAGCCUCGCCAUCAGGGGUUGACGCCAAACCACAUCCUCGUGUCUUUGCCCACCAUACCACGAGACCUCUUGACGAGCGUUUCGAAGAGCGGUGGUCGCGAAAUCGCCUUCAAUCAGACUAUGCUCAUCGACGGCGUGUGGGACGUUACCAUCGACCCUGAGGAAGCUUACGGCACCGUCAAUGUUAACAUGCGCACUCACAAGCCGUCCACGAAUGUCACCGCGUCUCAUAACUUUGGUAGCAGAAUGCUUCAGCGCAAGACGUAUGAGAAAGCCAGCACCGAUGUCGGUAAAGCGGUUGGCAAAGACGUUGCCGUCAUGCGUGAUGCCGCUCAGAGCCUGCAAUCGAAGUUGUCUACGGAGGUUGGUGCUGGCAUGUCCGCAACGAAGAACAUGACCACUCAGCUUGCCCUGUACAUGGCUCGCGACCUUCAAGUCAUCGGCAACAAGGCAGUGUCUCUGUUCGGCCAGCUUGCAGAGGCGAGCAACCAGACUGCCGCGGCCUUCAGCAAGGACUUCAUCCUCGUGCAGCGAGAUCUGGUCAAGUUCACCAAGGACCUUUCGACUAAAGUCAAGUCCAAGGUGGAGUCGGCUAAGAGCAGCUCGAAGGCACUCAUCAGAAGCCCACUGGUACUGUCGCGAGAUAGGCUCCUCGAGUUGAAGAAAGCAUUCGCCAACAGGAAGAAGGUGAAGAGCGGGAGCGACGCCAGCCCCUGCCGUCGUCGAAGCCUCAAGGACCACAUGAAGAGCUUCAAAUCCAACAAGGCCCUCUCCGUUGUACCAGAGUCCGCACCGCCCAGCGUCACCAACAACGCAGAGCACGUCUCCCAGAAGGCGAAGCUAAAGAAAGCCACCCAACAGCUGGACGCCCUCACGAAGCGCGUCAAGCGUCAAGGCGAAGACCCCGGCAAGAAGAUGCCACGCACCGAGUUCCGCAAGCUGAAGAAGGACGCGAAGCGUCAAGAGAAGUUGGUCAAGAAGAUGCGUGCGGAGAUGCAAGGCGGUGCACCAUGA